AAGCGUCAUGGGGCUUUUUGGCGCAUGCUCACUUCGGCCCGGGAGCUGUGGCGCAUGCGCCAAAAGCCCGAUGACGUCAUCGGUAUAUAAAACCCGUUCCCCACCCUUCUCGUUCAUUCCUGGACUUGUCUGAGGUAUCAAGCGACUCUCAAUUGAAGCUCUUGACGUCGAGGAUUUUUUUUUCCAAGACCAAAAAAUCCCCUAAAAAAAUGUUUUUCUCUACUCGAUUAACGGACAUUUGACUUUUUCUAUUUUUUACUAUUCUUUUUUUGCUCCAGAUUUAUUCAAGAAGGAAAAAGCUAGCAUUCUAGCCACAUCAUUUCCCAUCCAAAAGUCAUUUUCAGUCAAAUAAUGAUGACAGUUUGAACUGUCUUUAAAGAAAAAAAUUGCUCUUAAGCACAAAAAAAAAUUAGGUACCCGAGACGCAGAGGAGAAUUAUAAAUAGCUGCAAUGGCAGUUUGCCCAGUGGACCCCAGGGAGGUGCUGAAAGGAGUGGAGAACCUAUUGGGGAAGGAUGGUGAGCUCCGAAGCCUGGAGGGCGUUCCCAAAGUAUUCAGUCUCAUGAAGGCCUCCCAUAAAAUGGUCAGCAGGUGCAUGUAUCUGAAUAUCCUACUGCAGACCAAGUCACAUGACAUCCUUAAUCGAUUUAUCCGUGUUGGUGGCUAUAAGUUGCUGAAUUCUUGGUUGACUUAUGCCAAGACCACCACCAAUACCCCGAUGUUACAGCUUAUUCUGCUUACUCUGCAAAAAUUGCCUCUCACAGUGGACCAUCUCAAACAGAACAACACAGCGAAGCUGGUCAAGCAUCUGAGCAAGAGCGGAGAGACUGAAGAUUUGAGAAAGCUCGCCUUGGUACUCGUCGAAGGUUGGAUGGCCAUCAUCCGAUCCCAGAGCGUCGCCAGCGGCGCCUCGCCCAACGACAAAAAACGUAAGAAGGAGGAUAUCAAAGUGCGUCCUGAGGUAAAGACUAGUGAGAAAGUGACAGAAGAGGAGAGGAAACGAGAAAAACCAAAGGCCCAUGCACCCAGUCAUGCGAAGAUCCGCUCCACAGGUUUGGAAGUAGAGACUCCAACACCCGUCCCUACGAAAAAAGUCCCUGUAGUCCCCCAGCUUGGAGACAAAUACAACAUCAAACCUGCUGUCCUUAAGAGGCCGAGUUCUGCUGCAUCAGACGCGCCGCCUGUGGAGAAAAAGUACAAGCCUCUCAACAUCACCCCCAAUUCAGCCAAAGAAAUCAAAGUCAAGCUUAUUCCUCCACAACCUAUGGAGAGUCUGGGCUUUCUGGACGCCCUCAAUUCUGCUCCUGUGCCUGGAAUCAAGAUCAAGAAAAAGAAACCAAAGGCGGCCUCGCCUACCUCAAACAAGCCAUGUCCGUUUGAAAGCAAGCCACAGUCGUACUCAAGCACCCAGGCCAAGCCUUCUUCCCCUGAGGCUCCUGCAUCUCACACUCCUCCACAUGAGCCCCAAGACCUGGAGCAGCCAGGGACGCCUGUCCCCACUGAGGACCCCGAGGCUAUGGACACCGACAAACCUAACGCACUUUCAGAGCCACGCGGAGAGGAAGAAAGCCUGACGAAGAAAGGCAAGAAAAAGAAGAGCGUUCGCUGGGCUGAAGAAGAGCAGCUCAAGGAAUAUUUUUACUUCGAUCUAGACGAGACCGAGAGAGUAAACGUCAAUAAGAUUAAGGACUUCGGUGAAGCAGCCAAGCGUGAGCUGAUGAUGGACCGGCACACGUUCGAGAUGGCCCGUCGACUCUCACACGACACCAUGGAAGAGCGGGUGCCCUGGACGCCCCCGAGACCUCUCACCCUAUCCGGUUGUUUGGUCACUCCAGGGUCCAACAGCAGUGAGAAGAUGACCCAGAGGGACCGAGAGAUGGGCAUCCUCCAGGAGAUCUUCCUCAACAAGGAGAGUGUCCCAGACAGUCCACAUGAGCCAGACCCUGAGUCUUAUGAGCCAAUGCCGCCACGUCUCAUUCCUCUGGAUGAGGAAUGUGCGAUGACUGAUGACAGCUACAUGGAAACCUCAGAUAUUCCUGCGUCGUGUCCCCCCCAGGCAGCCCAGGAGGGCUCCAAACUGCCUCCUGUCCUCGCUAAUCUCAUGGUCAGUAUGAACAGCGGUCGCAGCCCUCAAGCACAGAGCAACACUCCACCUCCCAACAAUCCAGCGAUGAACGUCCAAGAACUCCUCAGCUCCAUCAUGGGUGCUCAUGGAUCUAAUCAGUCAGCGGAGGACCUCAUUAAGCAGCCCGAUUUCUCUGACAAGAUCAAGCAGCUUUUGGGAUCUCUGCAGCAGAAUCAGAACCAGAACCAGAACCAACAGGGAAACCCACCACCCAUGAACGCAGGUCUGCUCGGCCACGGCCCCAACAUGAACAACAACAACAUGAACAUGCCGAUGCCCAUGAACGGCGGAUUCCCACCGAACAAGCCGCCCGGCGGUCCUCACUUCGGCCCCCCUCCCCCUCCUCACGGGCACGGCCCCCCGUUCGGCGGAGGAGGUCCACGCAUGAUGGGCCCUCCCCCCGGACCUCAGGGCAGAGGAGGGGACAACGGAAACUACUGGGGAGACGACUCUAUGCGCGGAGGACCACACCGGGGUGGCCAUUUCCACCGCGGGAGAGGAAGAGGCGGAGAUCAAGGAUUCAGAGCGGGAGGACGAGGAGGACCACGCGGUGGGCACAACAACAUGGGUGACAUGUCCAAAAGACCCGUGUGUCGCCAUUUCAUGAUGAAAGGGAACUGCAGAUAUGAAAACAACUGCGCUUUUUAUCACCCGGGAGUGAACGGUCCUCCUCUACCCCCCCAGCACGGGCAUUAAUGAACUCAGAGCAGCCCCUUUGUCAAGACUGGUCGCGAUCCUACCGCUUUCUUGCACUAGAGGGCGGUAGAGCGCAUAA
This is a messenger RNA of Silurus meridionalis, 2899 nucleotides long. RefSeq names its product protein phosphatase 1, regulatory subunit 10 (gene ppp1r10). Gene Ontology annotation, cellular component: nucleus. Gene Ontology annotation, molecular function: metal ion binding. Lineage: Eukaryota; Metazoa; Chordata; Actinopteri; Siluriformes; Siluridae. The record is from RefSeq and is a predicted model, not a curated record.